Messenger RNA from Penicillium malachiteum, 429 nucleotides. RefSeq lists its product as uncharacterized. The record is from RefSeq and is a predicted model, not a curated record. The transcript has 2 exons. Bases 1 to 429 code for a protein of 142 amino acids. NCBI's taxonomy places the organism in Eukaryota, Fungi, Ascomycota, Eurotiomycetes, Eurotiales, Aspergillaceae.
AUGGGCAGACUCAUCAAGAACCAUUGGGGUCGUCUUAUAAUAAUGGUUGCUUCAGCUUAUCAAAUCGCCAGUGCCAUCGAAGGCUUCAUCUGGCCCAAAGUCUUCUGGGAUUUUGUUUCAAAAAACCUCGAUAACGCGACCGAUCCCUUACCCAUUUUACAAGUACUUAAUCUCAUAAUGGGCAUCGUGGGCUUAGCAUGGGAAUGGCCGUUGAAACCGCUGGCCGGGACCUUCCCACAUCGCAGCAUCGAAGUCCGACUUGUUAUAUACCCUCUUAGCGCGCUAUUUGCUGCUUUGCUCUAUCAAGGAACAGAUCCUGCAGGAUACUACCUCAUCGGCAUCAUUGUUUACUUCUGGGCUUAUAGUGAGGGAGAGGUGGUUUGUCCUGAGCCGUGGACAUUACCAAAACGGACUUCCAUUAUAGUAUAG